GCAUUUAGUGGUUAAACUCUACCGUCAAGUACACCAAGUGACAAAAUGAUUUGUUUAAUGACAUAGAGGCAGCCAGUGGUGCACUGUAUCGUGAAAUGACAUUUCAAAAUAUAGACGCACUUUGUAUAUACGAGCUUGUGUUGGUGAUCAGUGUGUACGGAGCUAGUGUCCCUCCUCCGGCAAGCUUCAGUGUCAGCUCGAUCUUAGACCCCGUGUUACAUCCUAUUGUAGCUGCUGGAUCCAAUAAAUGUGAAGCUCUAAAGAGUUUCUUUGGAUUAACUUAUGAGCAGAUGUUAGAGAAAAACAGAACCAAUUUCAAUGAAGUACUAAGCAUUGAUCAUAUCACUAAAAAUGGUAAUAUCAAACAUAACCUGAGCGAAACAAAUUAUUUGAAGAAGCUGAUGGUUAACGCUGAAUCUGUUUACUUUCUCGUUCAUGGGUUUAUGGAAAGUUCAGAUGGUUUGAUGGUGCAAGGGGUGGCACCAGAAUUGCUUAAGCAACAGCGCGUAAAGGUGUUUGCUUUGGACGGAAGAAAGGUGAUAAGUUUGGAGUACUUUCGAUCUUCAACUUAUGUCCGGUUCAUGGGACAAAAAUUUGGAACACUUUUGACGGACCUAAUUAGACGUGGAGUUAACGCAUCCAAAAUAACGUUAAUUGGACAUAGUCUAGGAGCUCACAUAGCAGGUAUAGCAGGCAAGAAAGUAAAAGAAAGAACUGGCAAAAGCAUUGCAAGAAUCACAGGCUUAGAUCCAGCUGGACCUUGCUUUAGUAACAUAGACACUGGAGCGAGGCUGGAUGCAAGUGAUGCGGAAUAUGUUGAUGUCAUACACACGAAUGGUGGAAUGUUGGGAUUAAAAGAGCCUGUAGGUCAUAAGGAUUUCUACCCCAACAACGGCAUGUCACAACCAGGUUGUUUUUUUUCCACGUGUGAUCAUAGUAGAGCUUGGGAAUUAUUUGCUGAAUCGAUUAAUUCGCCUGAUCACUUUCCUGCUCGCAAAUGUGUAAAUUGGACCAUGUUUCAAAACGGACUCUGCACGAGGAAUGAUGUGACCUACAUGGGAUUGAACUCUGGACCAGGGAAUUCAGGUUCAUACUUUUUGACCACUGGGUCGUCAACGCCUUACAGUUUGGGAGCAGCUGGGAGUGGGUGACUUACCCGUAGAUGUGAAAUAAAUAAAGUUACUGUUGCUCAAGUAUUAUGCUUGGUUUAUGUUAUUGUACCUUUUCCCUAUCAUUAUAUCGUAAUACAGUGGUGAUAGCCUAGUGGUUAAGACCUC
Messenger RNA from Maniola jurtina (meadow brown), 1277 nucleotides. Its product is annotated as phospholipase A1 VesT1.02-like. Bases 96 to 1151 code for a protein of 351 amino acids. Lineage: Eukaryota; Metazoa; Arthropoda; Insecta; Lepidoptera; Nymphalidae. Gene Ontology annotation, biological process: lipid metabolic process. The record is from RefSeq and is a predicted model, not a curated record. Gene Ontology annotation, molecular function: lipase activity. The transcript has 6 exons.